This is a messenger RNA of Rotaria sp. Silwood1, 1005 nucleotides long. The record is from the annotation of a GenBank genome assembly. Lineage: Eukaryota; Metazoa; Rotifera; Eurotatoria; Philodinida; Philodinidae.
AUGUGUGAUUCCGAAAUGGAAAUUGAAUAUAACGGUUAUGAGGCGUGUUGUCUUUUCGACACAUUUCAUAAUUGUGGUCCAACAAGUCAGACACAACAACGUAAAAAUCUUGGUUGGUCCGAAAGUUUAGUUGAUUUUGGUACAUUAAGUCGUAUUGAUGUUACACCGUAUCUGAUAUCACUUGGUAUGAUACAGAAAUCAGAAGAUCGGAUGAUUAUGUCUGAAAAACAAUUAAUCAUGAAUCGUAUUGCACCUUAUACAUCAGCUAACAGAGACUCAUCUGUCAUCUGUCUACUGCAUCGGUACACCUAUGGAAUCCAUUGGAAAGAGAACAAAGAACGUGGUCAUCCUGACCAUCCACCGAAUCGUCGUGUACCUAAAUCUGAUGGCCGUCGAGUAAAGCUGGAAGUUGCUAAAAAAAUUUUUGGAUUUAUAUAUGGCAGUCGACUAUGUCCUAAACACAGGAAAAAUUUUGAAAAAUCUGAUUUUUAUGAUAAAAAUAUGCCGAUUAUCGAUGAAGAUGAUGAAUUUACAAUAUCAAAUCUUUCUAAUUUUUAUGACAAUACAAUACCAAUUGUUUAUGAUGAUGAUAAAUCUACAGUAUCACAUAUAAUUGAUGAAGAAAACACAUAUAGUGACGAGAAAAAACGUUCUCAACUUAAUGCUAUAUUUAAUGGAACGUCGGUUAGUCCAUUGAAAUCAUCUGCUGCAAAACCUUUAGAGGAACAAUCAGAUUAUAGUAUCCGUCGACUAGUUUCCAAAUACAAACGUGGUCUUGAGUCAUUAAAAGAAGAACUUGCUGAAGCUAUUGCACCUAAACAAGGAUACAAAUUGAUUCGUUUGUCAGAAGAAUCCAACAAAAAAAUUGAUACUAAUUAUGACAACGAAACAACAUCUGAUAUAGUUCAACAAUUAAGACUGAUGUACCAUACUUAUGUUACUCAUAAGGUUCCAUUUCGAGAACAAGUACAAUUAGUAAGUGAAAAUUUAGAACCAUAUUUAUAA